CAUUAACAUUGACUUUUGUUGACGUGGCAGCCACGUAGAUGUCACGUCAAUGACACCUCAUAUUUUUAAUUAAAAAUUAAAUAAUAAAAAAAUAUAUUGUUAUAAAAAUUAAAAAAUGUUAACCAAGAAAAAAUUAAAAAAAUGUACUCAAUUAACCCUCCCUCUACAGAUUCGAACAUUUUCCUUCGUCUCUUCACCUCCCCUCCCCCAAUUACCUCUCCCUUCCUUCUCUCCAUCGCCGCUGUUGCUUCCGCCUCCUCCUACGUCGUCGCCGCCACCUACGGCAUCGUCUUUCUUCCUCGAGGUGGACUCCUAGCUUCGCUUUCUGUUGACUCAUCUCGGCUAUUGCGCGUGGAUUGCUUGGGAGAAGCUGCGGAGAGAAAUCGAUUGAUCUCAUCUCUGAUUUCCAGUUUCGUUCGUUUGAUCGAAUCGACCCCCAACGGGGAAGGGAUGAGUCGGUAGCAGGUGAGGGACACACUUCAUCCCACCCACCCUGCUGACACCAUCACCAGCCAACACCACUCCCCCAACACACUUGCUUUCGAUUUCAAGGAACCCAAUGGCCAACCAUCAAUCGGAUUCGACGAAAUCGUCGCCACGCGUCACCAUCGGCGUAAACCACCUCCAACCUCUGGCCGAUUCGCUCAUUCCUCCUCGACGGAUUCACCUUCUUCCUUCUCUUCCCACAAUGAAGAAGGAAGAUACGAGAUCGAUUUGCUGCUGCCAAUCCCCUGCUGCUCUUCUUGUUCAAACAUGGGUUAUUUCGUCUAGGGAUUUUGGAUGAACUAGAGAACUCGAUUUGGGGUUCUGUUUUCGAGUGGAAAAGAGAAGAAAGGGUCCUAGGUUUGGUGUCCUUUUUACUCAGUCAAGAGCUCUACCCGUUCUAGUCUCCGAUUCGAGCUCUCACAAGGGAAAUACAUCAGCGAUAGGGAGGGGGCAAAGAUGACAUCAGAGUCGCCACCUCUGCAUCUAUCUAUUUCUCACAAUCGCCACCCCUUUGACAGCGAACAUACUGACGACGGCUACGGGUGGUGGGAGGUGGAGAAAGAAAGGGGAAAUUAGUUUAUGUCGUGUCUCAACCCACCUCAUUCAACGAUUUCCAAUUCCUUUCCCUCCAUCGUCAACCUCCGCUCGAUCGAGAAAUCUAGAGCAACGAGGAAGCUUCGCUUAAGAAGGCAGCUCUCUAGAAGGUGAUGCUUGAAGAUGGGUCCGUCGAAUCAGGGAAAGCCUCGAUUGAUUUAGGAAUUUUGGAGUCAACGAAGCGUCGGCUCAAUAGAUGACUGCGUAGAUGGUCGGUCGCACCCUUAAGGUCGACCGCCGACGGAGAAGACAAAUCGGCGACAAACUGUGGGAAUCCACCGCCGUCGAGGAGGAAGAAGGAGAAGAGGAAGGGUUUCCUAGUGGAUUUUUAUAAUUUUGUAAUUUUCUUUUUUAUAUGAAAAAAAUUAUAAAUUAAUAUUAUAAAUUCCACUUCAUAUGCCACAUCAGCGAUUACUGUAUUUUCUGUUAAAAACCAACGGUCAACGCCGGUCAACUUUAACGGUGAAAUAGUUUAGGACAUAAAUGUCAUAUCAAAUACUUUAGGACACAAAUGACACAAAGUUAAUAAUUCGGGUUUCCUAGUGAUAUUAGCCGAAUUUAUUAUGACAGUGUCAAAAACAUGCAAAGAUAGGCUUUACCUGGGUUUGGAGAAACCGUUCUCCCCAAUUUACAAUGAGUGGUUGCCUCCACUACAACCCGACAAACUACAGCAAAAGCCCAUCUUGCUUGACCAAGGUAACGUUCAAACCUGCUUUCCUUCUUUCUUUUGUGGCCUUCUAGAAAAAGAAAUGGCAGAGUCGAAUUUCCCAAAGGCCAAAACACGACUUGAAUCCUCUAUCUCUAGUCUCUUCUCUUCUCCUCUUGUAAAUUGUUUGCAUUUUACAUUUUUAUUUUUAUUUAUCGUUUAUUUAUUUGGCAUUUUUUUUGGGAGGAUGGCUCUCGAGACUUGAGGUACAAGAAUUUGUAUCGAAAAAUUUAGUGAUAGAAUAAUUUGUGUUGAAAUCGUAGUUUAAUUAUAAUUCAAUAAUUUCUUACCGCUUAACAACCUAAACACUCAAACUGCACACAAAAAGAUUUAAUUGAUGACUAAUUGAUUCUAAAUUAGAUUCCUUUGCAAAUUCGGUAACAUGUAAUUUCAAUAGCUCCAACAAUACAUAUAACAUGCGUUUUUUUUUACUAAUACAAACAAAAAUUAUUACCAUCAGUACUUUGUAAGACACAGUCUUACACUUGACUGUAAUCGAUCCAAACGGUAAAUGAAUAAGCAAAUUAUUC
Molecule: messenger RNA, 2316 nt
Organism: Linum trigynum
Lineage: Eukaryota; Viridiplantae; Streptophyta; Magnoliopsida; Malpighiales; Linaceae
Source: the annotation of a GenBank genome assembly